AUUUUCCAUUAAGUCCGUACUGCUUUUCAAAUUUCGGACCUUAUCAUUUCUUAGAUCUUUAACAUUUUUCGGACAAAUGCUAAUCACUCGUACCGAUUCAUUGUCGUCCACUGUACGACUGAUAACAGUUCGUCGGCGAUACCAUGAGUAAAUUUACUUUAUCACGGCGAUAGCGGAUUAUUCGAAUUUCGAAAUGCGUUAACCAUUAUUGCUACCGAACGUUUUGCUCCGACUCAAACUCUGCGGGUUGCGUUCGACAACCAGCCUACGUGUAUUUUACCGGUCGAAACGGGCACGAUGUUGAUUCAAGGGAUGGUCACGAUCCAGGACUUGAACGCGCCGUCCGGCCAAAUGAGGAGCCGUCCGCUCAGAUCGUGUUUGCUGAGCAAAAAAGUAAACGAUGACUAUUACGUGUCCGUGAAGAAUUCCAUGUAUCCAAACUGCAUUAGCUACAAGGCGACCGAUCUGGAGCAACUCCAUUGCAAAUUCAUCGAGGAGGGCAAGCUAGGAUUGCGGUUCAAGCAGCCCAUGCACUUGAUCUUGGUGAAAACCGAAGACAAAACGAUGCUGAAAAUGUUUCUUCGUCAAAUCAAAGACAUCAUUAGCGGCAAAAAAGUUGUCAUAGGAACGCGUAACAUGCCCAAAAUCAUGCCUCCCAAAAAAAAUGUAAACCGUUUCGAUCCUGGGACUUUUGAGUUUGUGGCCAUUGAUCGUUUUGACAAGCGCAUAAUGAACAUGAAACAAUUGAAUAAACUUGUAUUGGAAAACUGUACUUUGUCAUCGUUACCACUAGAAAUGGGUCAUUUACCCAUUUCAUAUCUCAGCUUGACGGGUAGUACUCUAUCUACAUUACGACAUGAUCAAGAUAUCUUUUGGGAUUGGAUGACCAUAGACACAGUUGAUAGGACAUUAAAAACUUUAAAAAUGGAUUCUAUUGGAUUAGAAAAUUUGCCAUUUGAAAUCAAGUUUCUUAAAAAUCUAGAAACUUUAUCUGUGGCCAAAAAUAAGUUGACAUAUAUACCACAAUACAUGGGUGAACUCAAGAAACUUCGAUUUCUGUUUGUUGCUGACAAUAACUUAAAGUACUUUCCUGAUAGUUUAUUCAUUAGAACGUUCAAAGAACUUGAUAUUUCAAACAAUAUGUUUAUGGAGUCUGAAUCAUUAGAUUUCGACCACAUCAGUGCAUAUAUGCGAAAUAUUAAUACAUGUAACAUAAAGAAAUCCCAAAUGUUGGUUGUAAAAGACUUAAGUCAUUUAGCAUUUGCUUCUGUAGUUGAAAAUUGUAUAAAUUUAAAGAGACAAGAAAUACCUCGAACUCUAUGGCCAAAGUUUGAUGUAGUUGGUCGUUGUAUACAUUGUUAUGAGUUUGUAUUACCUGAGUAUUCAGUUGUACAACAUACAAUUGCAACCCCUUGUGCAUUGAAAUUAAUAAAAAACCAUACUACUAAUAGUAUACCAUGGCAAUCUAUAAUCUGCCGCUUUAAAUGUACCAAAUCUUCUAGGCUAUAAGUCAAAUAUUCAUGUAAAAUCAAAAUUUAAAAAAUAUAAAUAUAAGUGUAAAUCAUUAUUCGAUUUACUAUUACAGUUAAAA
Molecule: messenger RNA, 1591 nt
Organism: Sipha flava (yellow sugarcane aphid)
Lineage: Eukaryota; Metazoa; Arthropoda; Insecta; Hemiptera; Aphididae
Product: leucine-rich repeat-containing protein 69-like
Exons: 2
Coding region: 298-1509 (403 amino acids)
Source: RefSeq, a predicted model, not a curated record